This is a messenger RNA of Caretta caretta (loggerhead turtle), 1976 nucleotides long. Its product is annotated as histone H2A.J. Lineage: Eukaryota; Metazoa; Chordata; Testudines; Cheloniidae. Gene Ontology annotation, cellular component: nucleosome. The record is from RefSeq and is a predicted model, not a curated record. Gene Ontology annotation, molecular function: protein heterodimerization activity; DNA binding; structural constituent of chromatin.
UACUCAAAGUACAUACUGUAAAAGAAAAGCCUCAGGUUUACAAAGACAGGUUAGUCAAUUAAGAAGAAAAGGAGUACUUGUGGCACCUUAGAGACUAACACAUUUAUUGUCACUACUGAGGGCCGUUUAGAUGGAGCAAGACAGCCUCUGAGAAGUCCGGGACAGGGAGGGGGCGCAGAGGGAGGAAGGGUAAAAUUACAGUAACUACUGCCUAGCCAUUGGUCAGAUUCAGAUCCGCAUCACCAUUGGUGGAACAGACAAUAUUCAUUUUUUAGCCAAUCACAAAUUACAUUACGAGUCACACGGACAGGAUAAAAGGACAGACAUUGGGGCGCUCCUACGCGCUCAGGGCAGGUUUAGCAGAUUGUGGGCGGGGUAGUUGUUGCUAGAGAGCGAAUUACAAUGUCGGGCAGAGGAAAGCAGGGAGGUAAGGUGCGGGCUAAGGCGAAGUCUCGCUCCUCGCGGGCUGGGCUGCAGUUCCCGGUGGGCCGUGUGCACCGCUUGCUUCGCAAAGGCAAUUAUGCGGAGCGGGUGGGCGCUGGCGCCCCGGUCUAUAUGGCUGCGGUGCUGGAGUAUCUGACCGCUGAGAUUCUGGAGCUGGCUGGCAACGCUGCUCGGGACAACAAGAAAACCAGGAUCAUCCCCCGUCACCUGCAGCUCGCCAUCCGAAACGACGAGGAGCUCAACAAGCUGCUGGGGAAAGUCACGAUCGCUCAAGGGGGUGUCCUGCCCAAUAUCCAGGCUGUGCUGUUGCCUAAAAAAACCGAAAGUCAUAAGGCCAAGAGCAAAUGAAACUGACCAAGAAGAAAGGUGAAUCCUUCAACUUCACAGCUAACCCAAAGGCUCUUUUUAGAGCCACCUACUGUCUCAAAAAAAGAGUUACAUCUCAUUAAAACAGAAAGAGCAGCCUUGUUUGUUAAGUAGAAACCGCCCACCCCUUUAGUAGGGAUCGCCAAAAAUUUAAGCACUUAUUAGUGAUUCUCCUCCCCUUCGCCCACCCCCAUUACUUUUCAUGAGUAACGGAAGCCCCUUUUGGGGAGGGAAAACUAGGCACCAGGCCUUUGUUCUUCCAGGUUCCAUAAAUAUCGAUAGGGGUAAAAACAGAUUGUAAACUGUGUGUGUAUAUAUAAUCAUAGGAAACCACUGAGAAAAAUAAAUAUUCAAUAGCACCAAGUGAUUAUGGUGCAUUCUAUGUUGAAUCCAUCCUGUUCUCUUAGAGACGAAAGCCUUGUUUUAAUGUUGCUGCGACAGAUCAAACAAAUAUACACAAUUUUAUCCAAGUUAUCUUUCACCUGCCCUGGGGUUCUUUAUACUCAUAUUUAAAGAACUGUCCCCCAAAUAUUGAUUGGUCCCUUUGAAUCCAAAAUAAUAGUGAAACCCUAAUUCCUUUAAAAGGGGAUUUCAAAUUCUUCAAGUACACAGAACAGUUUUUAACACGUUUAAUUUCGAAUACAUAUAGCACAUCAUACUGUCUAACCCAUUCCCUCUGUAGUUUGGAUAAAUUAGGGGUUUGUGGGAGAUUGGUUAAUUUGAUAUAGCAAAAGAGAUUUGGUCCCCAUUUAUGAUUAGAUAUUGCAUAUGAAACUGGUCUGUGGGUUCAAAAAUGUCACAAAUGGAAGGAAAAAGUAGUAACAGGAAAAACAUCUUUUUAAAUGGCUACCCUUGAUUUAAAAUCUAAUCUCAUAUAGUACCAUUAGGAAUCACUUGAAACAACACAAGGCAGAACCGUGUGAUUUAUUAAAGGGAUGUGUCCUUACCUAUUAUGGGAGAGCUCUGCAUUUGAUUUAAUAAUAUAAGGGAAUGUUUUCUUCUAUUUCUUCACUGUGUGUGUUAACCUUAUUGUAUAAUUUUGUUGUGAAAGUUUGCAUCAUACCUUUCUAUCUUGUAAGAGAGAUGUGAUUGUUAUUUCUAUUUUAAAUUGUUCCUUAUUAACAUAAAUCCAUCACUAAUUGAACAAUAAUGUGUAAUAUGCAAUG